CGCGGCGCCGUCGAGCCGCUUCGGGAGCAGAAGCGAAAAUGGCCGAAGGGACGCCGCUCGCGUCCGGGACCGAGAGGCUGCCGGGAUCGAGGCGGACUCGGCGGGCGGGGCGGGGCGGAGUCUGGGGGCAAGAUGGCGGCCUCGCGGCGAGGGAGAGCCUCCUCUACGGUGGUAUCCUGCUGCUGCGUCCCCGCGUCCCUGCGUCCCCAGGCCUCCACAGGCCUCCACAGGACGACUCCUGAAGUUGGCCCUCGGCUCCUGCCUUUUGCUCCUUUAAGCCCCAAUCCCACCCCCACCUUUCCCGCGCUGCUUUAUCUGAGGGGAACGUAUUUCGCCCUUUAUUUCCUGGCUACGCUCCUGAUGGUCGUGUAUAAAAGUCAGGUUUUCACUUACCCUCACGGUUACCUGGUCCUUGACCUGGCUUUGCUGUCUCUGAUGGGGAUUCUGGAAGCAGCUCAGUUACACUUGGGUGCCAAGGGCAACCUGCUGGAGGCUGAGGCACCGCUGGCCGCCAGCCUGGUCCUCACGGUGGGCAACGCCCUGCUGACGGUCUACUUCCUGCUCUGGCAGACCCUGGUGCUGUGGGCGGACUUGGUCCUCAGUGCCACACUCCUGGCACUGCACAGCCUGGAGGCCGUCCUGCAGGUGGUGGCAAUUGCAGCCUUUGUCAGCUAAAUGGGCAGUGCCCAGGCCCCCAGGACAGCCCUGGACAGGCGCCUCCUCCUGAGAGCUAGACUGUCCCCCAGCCAUCACCUCCCUUGCCGCUGACCCGCUGACCUGCUGACUUGCCGUGGUGUCAGAAGCUCAGGUGGUGUGGGGUGGUCUGUAGAUCUUCGGUGGAGGUGGGGCCUGGAACCAGGCAGAAGAGGGCGCUGGGGCCAGGGGCUGGGCACGGCAGGAGCUGGGAUGGGGCUGUCUCCGAGGGGAAUCACAGGGACAGGUGUGCAGCCCCCGCCUUUGGCUGGUGAGGCCCUCACUUCAGUUGCUACCCCGACCCCUGAGGACAAGGGACAGGGCCCUGCUGAAAGCAGGCAGCCAGGCUGGUGCCUCUGGGGGUCUGGCUGCCUCCCUCGGGCGUGGGGUUGGAGGUCCGUGCUCUGUGGGGUCGGGCGUGGAGCUUCGGGACAGCGGUAGGGGACAGGGGCCCUCCACCAUCUGCAGGCCCGUCCUGGACCAACAGUGCACUCAGCCUUCCUUGAGAAAGUAAACAGCAGGGCGCCAGGCGGCACAAGGCCCACAAGUCCUGCCCCUUGGGGAUUCUGAAGAAAGGUGAUCUGCAAACCCCGGGGCUGAGGAGUGGGGGCUAGAGACUGGCUGUCACACUUUGUCCCGGAAGGAUUCCAGCCAUGGGGUUGGUUUUGCGAGUGCGCUGUGAGUGCUCCGUGAAGAAAUCCAAGCGGACGUUUUCUAGUAACUCCUUCUUUUGUUUCAAUCGCACAUUGUCUGUGUUUAGAACAACCUUGUGUUCAAAUAUCUGGAUAUUUUCUCCUCACUUUUUUUAAAUAAAUGUUUAUAUUUCCCUGAA
Molecule: messenger RNA, 1525 nt
Organism: Vicugna pacos (alpaca)
Lineage: Eukaryota; Metazoa; Chordata; Mammalia; Artiodactyla; Camelidae
Gene: TMEM80
Product: transmembrane protein 80
Biological process (GO): non-motile cilium assembly
Cellular component (GO): ciliary transition zone
Source: RefSeq, a predicted model, not a curated record